Molecule: messenger RNA, 1217 nt
Organism: Neofelis nebulosa (Clouded leopard)
Lineage: Eukaryota; Metazoa; Chordata; Mammalia; Carnivora; Felidae
Gene: NTMT2
Product: N-terminal Xaa-Pro-Lys N-methyltransferase 2
Exons: 4
Coding region: 301-1152 (283 amino acids)
Biological process (GO): N-terminal protein amino acid methylation
Cellular component (GO): cytoplasm
Molecular function (GO): N-terminal protein N-methyltransferase activity
Source: RefSeq, a predicted model, not a curated record
CGGACGCUGCUUUUUCCUGGAUGAAGCAGGAUCCCACUCAGCCUGUUUUCAUCUUUACUUAGCACCUGCUGGCUUGGAGCGGUGUCGCCCAAGCAAUCAGACGGAGACAUGCGCCAGGAGCUUGACCUCCUGUGUCUGCUGCCCCUCCCCCACGCCCCAUGACAGCCUCUCCUGAUAUGGAUGGACAGGGGCCGGUUUAAAAUGACAGUCUCAAGUUCGUGUAGGAAGGGAAGGCUAAUUCAAAGAAACGGCCAGGCAAGCUUCCUGCCUCUGUAGGAAUAAUUUUCAUCCCCCUUCACCAUGGCCCACCUGGGAGCCCAUUUUGCCUUUCGAUCCCGCUGGCAGAAGACCGACGACGACCUCUGUCGACAUAGCAUGUCCUUCAUCCUUCACAGAGCCAUUCGCAAUGACUUCUUUCAGAGCUAUCUCUACCUGCUGGAAAAAAUUCCCCUGGUGAAAUUGUAUGCUUUAACAAGUCAAAUCAUCAAUGGGGAGAUGCAGUUCUAUGCCAGAGCUAAACUUUUCUAUCAAGAAGUACCAGCUACAGAAGAGGGUAUGAUGGGAAAUUUCAUUGAACUGUCCAUCCCAGAUAUCCAGGCUUCUCGGGACUUUCUUCGGAAGUUUGUUGGGGGCCCCGGGAGAGCUGGGACAGACUGUGCCUUGGAUUGUGGCUCUGGAAUAGGAAGGGUCAGCAAGCAUGUCUUGUUGCCGGUUUUCAAAAGCGUGGAACUGGUGGACAUGAUGGAAUCGUUCCUCGUCGAAGCCCAGAACUACCUGCAGGUCAACGGGGACAAGGUAGAAAGCUACCACUGCUACAACCUGCAGGAAUUUGCACCCCCACUGGGGAGAUAUGAUGUCAUCUGGAUUCAGUGGGUCUCUGGGUACCUGACCGACAAAGACCUUCUUGUAUUUCUUUCCCAGUGCCGAGCUGGCCUGAAGGAAAACGGUGUCAUCAUACUGAAGGACAACGUGGCUCGGGAGGGCUGUAUCUUCGAUCUCUCGGACAGCAGUGUGACUCGGGACAUGGACAUCCUCCGGAGCCUCAUUAGGAAGAGCGGGCUGGUGGUGCUGGGCCAGAAGAAGCAGGAUGGCUUUCCAGAACAGUGCAUCCCGGUGUGGAUGUUCGCACUGCACAGUGAUGGACAGUCCUGACCAGCAGGUGGGAAUGGGGCUGGACUGCACAGGAGUGCUUUGGGACAGAAGUACGCUCCUCAUAA